Molecule: messenger RNA, 624 nt
Organism: Mesorhabditis spiculigera
Lineage: Eukaryota; Metazoa; Nematoda; Chromadorea; Rhabditida; Rhabditidae
Source: the annotation of a GenBank genome assembly
AUGCGCGCCCAGACCGUAUUCCUCGUCGUUGCCGGCUCGCUGACCCUCGUACAAGCAAGCCUGCACGAUCGCCUGCGCAGCAAACGUGGCUUUUUGCAAUUCGGACCCGGGCCUGCGUUGGGGACAACACUCGCUCCGGUCAAUGGAGGCGGACCAGGACCGGCAAACCCGACCAAGGCCAGCCAUUUUGGACCCGGCGACAACGGCCAGUCGAUCUCUUUUGACGAUGCGGACAUCUCAGACAGUCAACUAGGUGGCCUGAUCACCGACGUCCCGCUCUUCCAGGUUCCGAGCGGAAAUGGCGCCCUAGCCCUCCCACCAGUCAACCAACAGGGCCCAGGACCAGCCCUUGGCACCACGCUUGAACCACUCGAGCACCCAAAUAUUGGAGGGGCCUACACCACCACCCUUGAGCCAGUCCGUUUCGGCGGCUCCGGCGGGGGCAUCCCAACGACAGCCGGCCACUUUGUCGGACCAGUCGGCGGCUUCCACCCGCGCCGAGGUCGCGGCGCUGGAGGACCCGGACCGGCGCUUGACACCACGCUCGCCCCAGUGCAAUUUGGCGGGCCUGGUCCGGCUCUGGGAACCACAGCGCCUCAGCAAAAAGUCGGCCCAGUCGGCAAA